Messenger RNA from Patiria miniata (bat star), 1756 nucleotides. RefSeq names its product dual serine/threonine and tyrosine protein kinase-like. Gene Ontology annotation, biological process: protein phosphorylation. The transcript is spliced from 2 exons. The coding region runs from base 256 to 1683 and encodes 475 amino acids. The record is from RefSeq and is a predicted model, not a curated record. Lineage: Eukaryota; Metazoa; Echinodermata; Asteroidea; Valvatida; Asterinidae. Gene Ontology annotation, cellular component: cytoplasm. Gene Ontology annotation, molecular function: ATP binding; protein serine/threonine kinase activity.
CAAUUAGCCUCUCCAGUAAAUUCUGCCAGGAAAACUUUAAAUAACAGACAGGACAAAGAACUGCAGACUAUAGAAGAUGCCUUCGUGACGUUCGUAUCUCCAAUAUAUUCGGAAUCUUCUUCAUCCAUAACUUCAAAGAAACAUUCCGCCACAGCUUUGGAGAAACCCGGAGAAAGAACUAAAAUAAGCGACUCGGAUCAACAAGAGGCAACGCCAGCUGGACGUCCAGAGUCUUCCAUUUCAAAGCUCUCUGAGAUGAUAUCUGCAGAAAGUAAACCAAGGGAUGUUGCCAACAGGGCAUCCUCAUGUGACAACCAACCUUACAUCUCGAAGAAGUCACCUUCCAAUGAUUCAUUAAGUAAAGCAUCACAGGCUAAGAAGGACACCUCAAGUCCUCAAGAGGCCGCUUCUGAGAGAGAUGCAGAAUCUUCUUCAUCCAUUGCCAAUAAAGCAUCAUCGGGAGAAAAUCACCAUUCGCCACGACCGAAAAUCUCGACGAGUUCCGCUUGGAAAGAUGCGGCAAUAUCUGACUCCACACCCGGCACAGCCAAUGCUUCUUCUGAGAACUCCCAAGCAACGCAGGAUCCUCAGGAAGGACUACCAGAACUCACAGCCUAUCCCUCAAUCGAUCCCAGCGAGUUGGAGUUCAUUAUGUCUGACAACGGAAAGGAAGUGGCACUUGGGUCGGGUUCUUGUGGUGGAGUCCUACUGAUGCGUAAUAUAGAAGACAACACUCCCCUUGCUGUCAAGGUGCUGGUUAAAAACUUCUCUGACUUACAGUACGAGGUGGCAGCCAUGCAUGCGGUGAUGAACUGCCCCUACUUCCCCAGAUUUGUAGGAGUCAUCGAUUACUGUUCUUACGCCCAAGAGCUUGUGGGCGGUGUGGACAGUAACAUGGCUUUCAACUUCAGCAAGGCGCGGAACGACUACGAUCUCUUAUACGCGUUAGAGUGGCUGCACGUCUGCCGUGAUGUCACGGAGGGACUCAAGGCUUUACACGCUGCUGGCUGGCUUCAUAACGACCUACACUGGAAUAAUGCCAUGGUGUGUCCCAAUCCACCAGGCUCUGAGGUGGCUUGGUGUGGCAAGAUCAUCGACCUGGGACUCGCCUCGCAGAUAUCAAAUCCAGGCCCAGUCGCGAUCCUGGAUGACGAGGAACAGAGGAGGGUCUAUAAAUAUAGCAAACAUUGUGCGCCCGAGAUUCUGGAAAGCAGAGACGCUUACAAUGAGAAGACUGACAUCUACAGCCUUGGCCAUCUCUUCGUGCAUUCUGUAGCCGGUGGUGCAAACUCCCUCCACGGUCUCCGUCUGCUAGGCGAGUCCUGCAUGAGACGAAGUCCCGAUGCUCGCCCAACACUUGAGGCCGUCUCGGGGAAACUAGGCGAUCUCAUCACGGAGAUGAUGCAGGCUGAGCAGCAGCAGCCUUCCAGCCCGACUCCCAUUCCUCCUUCCUCAACCUCUCCUUCUCCUAAUCUCCGUUGCCAUCUCAUCGCGGAGAUGAUGCAGGCUGAGGAGAAGCCUUCCAGCUCGACUCCUAUUCCUCCUCUCUCCUCCUCUCCUCCUCCUAAUCUUCGUUGCCAUCUCAUCGCGGAGAUGAUGAAGGUUGAGCAGCAGCCUUCCAGCCCGUCUCCUAUUCCUACUUCUUCACCCUCUCCUUCUAAUCUUCGUCGCCAUCUUUGUUAGUUUAUGAAAUCCAGAAUCGCACAGAAAGAGAUCGGCCGCAUUCAAAUCGGAUGUUUUUGACUACGAUUACAAA